AUGGAAAAGCUGAAUUUUAUUAAAAAUGGAGUGAGUAGAUUGCCUCCCGGUUUUCGUUUCCAACCGACCGAUGAAGAACUUGUUUUUCAGUAUUUGAAAUGUAAAAUCUUCUCAUGCCCCUUGCCAGCUUCCAUCAUUCCUGAGGUCAAUGUUUGCAAGUAUGAUCCUUGGGAUUUGCCAGGAGGUUGUGAUGAACAUGAGAGGCACUUUUUCAGCUCCAAGGAAGCAAAAUAUAGGAAUAGUAAUAGGAUGAGUAGAACAACAAAAUGUGGAUAUUGGAAGGCAACAGGAUCAGACAAAAGAAUUUCAUCUUCAAGUUGUAAUGGCAUUGUUGGGAUAAGAAAAACCCUAGUUUUUUAUCAAGGAAAAUCUCCAAAUGGUUCUAGAACUAAUUGGAUCUUGCAUGAAUAUCGCCUCGUCAAUGUAGAAACUAGUCCUUGCAAUUCAACCCAGAAUUAUGGAAACGAAAUAGGAGAUUGGCUUCUAUGUCGAUUAUCGACAAGGAAAAGAAAUUUGGAAUAUGGAAGCACUAGUACUAAAAAUAAGAACAAUAAUGCUACUCCUAAUUCGAGAUUAAUGUUUGAUUUUAUGAUGGUAAACAACAAGACAUGUUCUUCUACUUCAUCUUCAUGUUCAAGUUCAAGUAACAAUAACAUUGAGGUCUCUUCAAAUCUAAAAGAUCAUGAACAAGAUUAUGCUGAUCAUUUUUAA
Vicia faba (fava bean) is the source of this 711-nucleotide messenger RNA. The record is from the annotation of a GenBank genome assembly. Lineage: Eukaryota; Viridiplantae; Streptophyta; Magnoliopsida; Fabales; Fabaceae.